Messenger RNA from Cuscuta europaea, 1156 nucleotides. The record is from the annotation of a GenBank genome assembly. NCBI's taxonomy places the organism in Eukaryota, Viridiplantae, Streptophyta, Magnoliopsida, Solanales, Convolvulaceae.
CUUUUGACUUAAAUAUGCUGGUCUGGUCUGGUCUGGUUUUGUAAACUAAAUAUCUGGUCACUUUGUAUUUUAUAAUAUACGGUUGCACAUAAUGUCGCCGGCGCCGCCGGGUGUCGCCGCAGUCGUCCGCACUGUGCGGGACAACCGUGUGAAAGUCCCGUUUCAUCCUGGACAAGCGCGUUCAGCUUCAUCGCCUCCAAAUUGGAAGAACACUUCGGUCUGGAAUUUUGGGAGUCCUUCCCACUGGCGAACUCUAUGGUUCCCUUUGCUCUGUCCAACGUCCGGGACCGUCCUUGCGGCCUGAUCCUCACCAACGUCAUUGAGGCGACUUUACCACCUCCGCCGCCGCAGGAUGCUCUGUUUCUUGACGACACUCUGGUUUUCAACGCCGGCGAUGUCUCACAAUUUGCGGCCGCCCCUGCCCCAUUUUUGCCGGCCGGAUGGAGUUCUGGGAAUGAGACGACUUAUGCCCCGCGGCUGCAGCACCAGGAUGCUCUGUUUCUUGACGGCACUCUGGUUUUCGACGCCGCCGAUGCCUCACAAUUUCCGGCCGCCCCUGCCUCAUCUUUUCCGGCCGGAUGGAGGUCUGGAAUUGAGACGACUUAUGCCCCGCGGCUGCAGCACCAGGAUGCUCUGUUUGUGGACGGCGGUCUUGUUUUCAAUAGCUUUGCCGAUGACCCAUAUUUCCUGGCCGCCGUUUCCCCACCUUUGCCGGCAGAAGGUAUGUCGGAGAAUGAGAUUUCAAGCAUAAAGACAGAAGCUUUUGGUGGCGGAAAAGGCGAGGCUUGUAGUAUCUGCUUAGAUGAUUUUAGGGGAGGGUCGGCGAUCAUAUCUCUAUCGCCAUGUUCCCACAAAUUUCACAAAGGCUGCAUUGCGAAGUGGCUGCGGAGAAGAAGGACCUGUCCGAUGUGCAGAACAAUUGCCUUAGUUUCUUGAAACAAAACCAGAAAAUAUUCAAUUAGUUUAACAGAUUCUUAUUCCAGGAUUUUGUGAAUCCUAUUUUUUUGUAAAGCCUUGGCUGCAAUAUAUAUAGAGCUCUAAUUUGCACUUUUGAUGAGAUUGUUAACUCAAAUUAUGAUAUAUAUUCUCAACUUAUAUACAUAUAUAUAUUUUAAUAUGAACUGAUCUCCAUGUUUACUUAUUUCGAGUAUUCAAC